This is a messenger RNA of Camelus dromedarius (Arabian camel), 1375 nucleotides long. It is a transcript of the gene PRR33, whose product is annotated as proline rich 33. The record is from RefSeq and is a predicted model, not a curated record. The coding region runs from base 1 to 1362 and encodes 453 amino acids. Lineage: Eukaryota; Metazoa; Chordata; Mammalia; Artiodactyla; Camelidae. The transcript has a single exon.
AUGCUCAUCUCGGCCGCCUCCAUGGCCCCUGAGACGGCUGGGCCAUGCCCUCAGGGGCCCCCGGGACCCCCGCCACCCCUGCUGCCCAAGCCAGGGAAGGACAACCUGCGGCUGCAGAAGCUCCUGAGGAAGGCAGCCCGGAAGAAGAUGGGCGGGGACAGGCCCCCUCCCCAACCUGGGGCUUUCCGCACCUCCCUGUCUCCCGUCAGCGAGGCCAGCCACGACCAGGAGGCCCCAGGCCCCCGCCCCGCCGAGGUCCCGCGAGCGAUGGCCCCCCUGCCCCGCUCGCCCCACACCCCCGUCAUCCACCACGUGGCGUCGCCCCCACAGAGGUCCACGUUCUCCUUCAGCCUCACCCAGCGCAGAAGCCUGGCUUCUCACUUCAAGGCCACGGGGCCCCAGCUCACUGCCCCAGUCCCAGAGCCUGCCGGGUCCCCCAGCGGCUACGCCCAGGUCUCGGCCCCCACAGCGAGGGGCACGCAUAUCAGCCAGGUGCACAUCCGGCUAUCUCCGUCCCCGCAGGCCGGGACCCCGGAACCCCCCCGGACAGCCCUGGAUGGGGGGCCGGGUGUCCAGGACCGACACCCAGCCCCGUGCCCUCCGGGGUCUCAGCCCUUGAUCCCAGUGGCCCACAUCCGCCCGCUGCCCACCGGGGCCCAGGCUGCCAGUCCCCGGCCUGAGGUGCCCCCUGUGCCCAGGCCACCCCCUGGCUUCCAGGCCUUGCUGCCCAGAGAGUCCAGCCUCCGGGCGGUGGUCCCUAUUGCCCCCACCUACCACUCGCCGGGACCCUCACCUUACAGGCCCGCCUCUGUGGCCCCCGAGGCCCUACGCCUGGAGAAGGCCCCCACUGCUGGCCCUGCCGCUGAAGCCCAGCAGGUCUCCAGCCCCCGUGGGGCCUCGCCCACUGCCCCACCAUCAGGCCCCCACCUAUGCCCUCUCCCCAAAGUCGCGCCCAAACCCCAGCUCAGCGGCUGGACCCGCCUCAAGAAGCAGCUGCUGGAAGAGGAGGAGGAUCCCCCCUCCCCGGGGCCUGAGCAGUGCCCAGGGCACACAGGGCAGGGGGUGACAGCCCCUGCUGGCCCGGCCGCCCGGCCCCCCGCCUCCCGGGCCUCCAGGAUGUGGGACGCAGUGCUGCACCGCAUGUCGGUGGCUGAGUCCCAUGGUGGCCAGGCUGGGCCCGGGGUUGGGGCACGCACCCUGACUGGCCUCAGCCGCCUGCCCUUCCUUUAUCGGCCUCGCUUUAACGCCCGGAAGCUGCGGGAGGCAGCCGCCCGGCCCCCUCCUGUGAUCCAUCCCAUCCUGGACCUGAGCCCCCAGCCCAGGAACUUCAACCGGACGGCAGCCGGCUGGAGGCUCCAGUGAACGGCCAGGAAGA